GCUGUUUCUGCAAAUCCUUCAGAGAAAAGGCAGCGCACUGCCACGUCCCAGCGACCCUACGGUCAUAUCAUGUCUUUUCUUUAAUCAUCACUUGAAGUAAUGACCAUCUAAAUGCCUUAAAUUUCAAAACGUGACGUCACUUCUGCUCUCAGUGUGGUUAGUCAGAAUGUGAGCGGAUGCAGACUUUUGGGAGCUGACUGCUGGGAUUUUCUCUCCUUUUGACCCACAAACUCAACCUUUCUCUGGGUCAUAUGGAUCAAUCGCCGUGCCUCCAAGGACUUUUAUGUUUCAAUCGUCUGGACUACUAACAGGAGCCACAUGAAGAAUAAAGGGACUAAGCAAAAGUCCAAAAAGAAAGGAAGUGAAAAUGCGUUCGGCUGUGACCUGAUAGAACAUCUACAGAACUCAGGACAAGAUGUUCCUCAAGUUCUGAAGAAAUGUGCAGAGUUUAUUGAGGAGCAUGGCAUUGUGGAUGGGAUCUACAGACUGUCGGGGAUCACCUCAAAUAUCCAACGUCUCAGGCAGGAAUUCUGCUCUGAGGCGUGCCCUGACCUUACAAAGGAAGUAUACCUCCAGGACAUCCACUGUGUGGGUUCCUUAUGUAAGCUGUACUUCAGGGAGCUUCCAAAUCCUCUGCUCACCUAUGAGCUAUACAACAAAUUCACAGAGGCCACCUCUGUCCAGGGGGAUCAUGAGAAACUCCUCCACAUUCAGAGGGUCAUCAAAGAACUGCCAACCCCUCACUUCAGGACUCUGGAGUACCUGACCAAGCACCUGGCUCACCUUGCCACCUUAAGCACAGAGACCAACAUGCACACGCGUAACCUGGCCCUGGUGUGGGCUCCAAAUCUGCUCAGGUCAAAAGACAUUGAGUCUUCAUCUGGUAACGGAGACAUGGCUUUUCAAGAGGUGCGAAUCCAGCAGUCUGUGGUUGAGUUUAUUCUAAACCACACAGAGCAGAUCUUCAACAGUGGAGCCGUGCAAAACAAACCCAAAGAAGGACCAAAUUUGAUGUGUGGUGAGAAGUACGCCACUCUCCCGAUUAGUGGUCAGUGUGGGCCAAUGAAACUGAUGAGCCUGGAAGAAGCCCAGGCCCGUUCUUUGAGUCCAAACCACCCUGUGCAUAGAGAACGCCAGCGAGAGAACAGUCUGCCUGACACCAGCACAGCCACACUCUAUCACACCGUCAUAGACAUAUCAGACAGCAAGAGAAAGUUAUCUGGGAAAUCGAAGAAAUGGAAGUCCAUCUUCAACCUGGGAAGAUCUGUAGACUCGAAAGGAAAACUGAGCCGGAACGGUAGUGUGUUCAUCAGAGCACAAGGGAUAACAGAAAAGGCAGCUCUCCGUCCUUCCAGGAGCAUGGAGUCAUUAUGCUCUUUACCAACAGAUGAUGACAGAACAGGAAAUAGUCCAACCGGCGGACCUGGCAGCCUUUUUGUUCCAGAUGUCAAAUCCAGAACACUGGGAUCUGAUUCACUUUAUGACCUGAAUGAACAUGAACAAAACUGGGAGUUUAAAGGGAAGAAAGCUGGUGGAGCAACUGGUGGCUGGAGCUCAAACAUGAACCAAAAGGGGUCACCAAGUGCUUCUGUGGCUCCUCAAAAGACACUACCAGAACAACUGAAGGUGUUUAAAGGUGAUGACCUGCGAGGCUACCAGCCCACAUCUCCUAAAAACAGGAGGAUGUUGUACUCAGGUUCUUCCCAUAACAGCUCUUCACGGCCAUCCUUCCCUGGAAGCUUCUUCCCACUGGAGUCCUCCCCACGUCACCAGCGCAGAGCCGUCAACAUAUCAGAGCCUUUUGCAGUGUCUGUGCCCCUGCGCGUGUCAGCUGUUAUCAGCUCUAACAGCACACCAUGCAGGGGCCUUGCCAAAGACAAAGCAGCUGCUCUGAAGCCCUGCAAAGAGACGCCAGAGCCCAGCAGCAACAGUGGAAAGAGCAACACUUUCCCCCAACUGGAACCGAAGAAGCAGGAAGGAACAGAGAAGAAAAACACAGAGGAGCUGACCUCGGCGGUGCUGCCAAAGGAUUCGAGCAAAGAUGGAGGGCAAGAAGGACUAGGAGGGACAAAUACUUCUGAACUGGAACAGGCCUCCCUUACAAAUGCAAAAGAAGACAAAGAUGGAGCGCCCUCUUCUGGAGAUCAACUGCACAAUCAACCUGUAUCUAAGGAACUGGAUAAGGAAUCCUCUACUGGGAAGGAGCUGUGGCCUGACCUUCACCAAGAGCUGAAGAUAACUGAACCUGAAAUAGACCUACUUGAUGAGACUUUUAAACCUGUUUUUGGGCCAAAAAGCACAUUUGAGGAUAUGAGGUUAACAGCAGAUGUUAAAUCAAAAAGAAGUCGAAGCUCUCCAUCUCUGUCUCUGUUGUGUAAGGAGCAGUCUUCACAUACCUCUCUGACUGAUCAUGUUAUUGCCACUGGAACAGAAUCUGCAAAGAAACAGCCCUCAGAGUCGGAUAUCUUAUUUUCUCUCCGCAAAAACUUUGAUUUUGUUGUCAGUGGAGACGCAGAAAAUGACAAGGUUGCUGACAAAAUGGAGAAAAAGAUGAAGAAAGUGCAACAGCUGUCUCUCCAACUUACACCCUUAAACAAAGAUGAACCCACUGACACUAGGCAGUGGGAAGGUCCUUUAAGGGAAACCCAUUUAGAUGAAGCUGUAAAUGUAGUAACUGAGGACGAUGAGGUGACACACAAAACAUCAGAGAUUCCUGAAAUUCCACACAAAGACAAAAGCAUUUCAUGUGAUGCAGGUAAUAAAAAUGUGAUUCCUGAGAUAGAAGUCUUUCAGAGACUUUCAGUAUGUUUGGAGGAAAGGCGUAACAUUUUGGAGUUGCCUAACCUUGAGGAUGAAUAUGCAUGUGGAGGAAUCUCGGAAGAGCUGGACUUGGUGGAGCCCUGGGAGGAUCUUAGCGCCACCAAACAGUGGGUUACCAGCCCCCUUCACUCUCCUGAUGUGGAGGAGCUGUUUAAACAACUUUCCUGCUCUGGUGGAGAACCUUUGAGCUCAGAGGAAGGGAAUAUUUCACCUCCCAUAUCAGAUACAAACAAACAGGCAAAUAAAACAUCUCUAACGAAGAGCUUCUCAGGAAACAUUCUUCAGACUUCUAUUACCAAACCAGAAACUAAAUGGAUGUAUUUGCCCACGAGGAUCAGCAAUAAUACAGCACAGCCUCAUGCGGGAAAAUGUAAACAGAAGAAUACUGUGUCAUCUCAGAGGUUUUACAGACAGGUGUCUUAUGAGGCGGCUGCUUCAGAGAAAAGAGAGGAAAAUAGCUUUUCCAAACACAGGCCAUACUCACUUAAUUUGGACUUGGGAUAUCGGUGCAUCAGAGACAUUUCUAACCAACAAAAUCACAAUUCAUCAGAGUUUUCUUCUUGUCAAAAGGGAUCACUAACACCAUCUGGAACUGUAAGUAAUGGACUGCCCUCAGACUUGGAGUUAUUUCUAAAUGAUCGGCAGGCGCCUCUACGACGAAACUCAGCCCCAGUCAGUGUGACAUCAGUCCGAACUGCCUUCAUGAUAAAGACAUGCCAAGCCAAAGCGGUGCCGGUCAUCCCUCCGAAGGUGCAGUACAGCCAGAUACCUCACUCCAAACAGGACAAGGAUUCUGAGGUAGUGAAUGAACCAGAAAAGGAAAAAAUGAGCACAGAGAAGAGCAACACAGCACCUCCUCAGAUGAUGUCCGAACUAAAAGAGGAGCUGGAGAACAAAGAGCCCACCAAACACCAAAGGCACCCAAACGUGGAGAAAUCUGCCGAGUCUGUGAAGACCACAUCCACCCAGGAGCUGCCAGUCAUAAAAAGGCGACAUCCCCCAAGUCUUGAAGUGUUUGUAGAUGGUCCCAGACCUAACAGAGCCAACCUCUUACAAAGACCAUCCUUUAGGAAACAGAGACCCCAGAGUCUUAUCCUGCUCAGUCCUCCAUUUCCCAUCAUGGACUAUCCAUCAUCUGGGGACGACGGCAAACUCCUCUCAUCCAUCAAGAGUCUGAAUGACACAUCAGCAGUGUUUUCCAAAGAGAUGGCAGAGAAUUUUAGGACACCUGAGGGGAUAGCACUGCAAAACAAAAUGACUAUUCCAAAGAGUGGACAGAGACUGGAAACAUCAACCAGCUGCUUCUACCAACCGCAGAGGAGAUCGAUGAUAUUUGACAACAGGAGCCAGAGACAGAUUGAGUGAGUGGAUGUACAACACUGAUGAACAGACUGGGUGCAUGUAAAUAUAUACAGAAUAUCAAGAAAUGCAUCACCAAAAAGGGAAAGGACUAAAGAUUGUUGUAAAUGAUUUCUGUAAAUCAUUGGAUUAUACUUUAUACAAUAGAAACAUCUUAAAACAUGAACUCUCACAAUCUUUGAUAUUUGAGAAAAUUAUGUGAUGUAUGAGAAAUGUAAAGAAAACCUUUCUAAAACCCACUCAGCAUAUCAGAGCCAUUCCUGUCACAUAUAUGUGGUACUAAACAGUCACAGCGUAUCACUGCCCACAACGCACAACAUUUAAAGCACCCUCUGCCUUUGACACUGAAAGUCACAUCUGUUAACUAACAAAUGAGCUGCUGUCACUGAAUAAAUGCUGUCUGACUUUAUGAAACAAAGAUCAGUGGCUUAAGCAUAAAACUGACAUUAAUUUACUUUUUUACUCUCCCUUUUUUUACUUCACAUUCAAUAAAAUCAACAAACUGGUAACAACUGGCUCUGUUGUUACCUAUAUGUGUGCGUAUGUCUAAAUGUUGUAUUCUGUCAGAACCAGGAUGCAUUUCCAAACACCUGUUCGUAUGUGACGUUAUAUGUUGAGCCUAUGAACUGCCAAAGGUCAUAUUAUAUCAGAUUAUGACCAAUUCACUGGUAUACUCAUGUCUGAAGUGAGAAAAAGCAAAUCAGUUGAAUAAAUGUCAAAGUUAACUGACUGUAUAGUUUGCAUAACACAGGAAAUAUAUUGCUGAAGAGUAUUUAUUCCUUUAAUAAGUUAGACAUGAUACUAUGUUACAAUAUACUGUAGUAGCUCUUGGCUCUGUGAUAAGCUGAAGUCUACAUGAUCUUCUAAAGCUAAUAUUUAAAAGGAGAGUCGAAAACUUAAGCGACAGUAUUUACCCAAAGAUGGACUUAAAAUAACGUACAUCUCUAUUUUCUGCAUUUCCUCUGUAUUUUAUCCCUUCUUUUUUGUUUGAUAUUUCAGUUUAACAGUAUUGAGAACAAGCAUUUAAUAAAAGAGCAAACAAAUAUUUAUGAUGCUAUCAGAAAUCAGAUCCUGGAGCUGCUCCACUGAGUUUGAACUAGUGGUUGUGAGUGUGUUCAGUGUGUUUGAGCUUUAACGGUGCUUUAAAAGUCAGACUAUAUCAUCUGAAAGCAGACAUCUCCAGGUUUUAUCUGUUAUCUUAAUAUUUUACCAAAAACAUGAUAUAAUGUACUAUAAUUGUACUAUUUUUGGGUGACCACACAUGCGCAAACGUGAUUUUGAAGGUUAAUGGAAGAUAUCUUGGACAUUUCUGAAGUUACAGUGUUUUUUAACAGGGUGGACUGAAUGAAUGAUUACCGUGAUUUAUUCAAAUGUGUUGUGAUGUUAAUUGCAAUUUCAGUGUUUCUUAAAAAUGUUUUUAAGUUUUGUAUACUUGUUAAUACUGAACAUCACUGUUUUGAGCUGUCCUCUUGGAGGAAAGACGUCUGACUGGAGAAUUUACAAAUAGACACCUAAUGAAAUGUACAUAAGAACUUGAUGAGUUUUGUUACAAGAGAAUGUUGAGAAGAGAAUAAAAAUGUGUAAAAGAAAAAAAUAAACUGACAACUCUAUACUGCUUUAUAAUGUCAAACAAUGAAAUUCUAGCAUGCUGAUUCAACUGAAUCCACCAGUUAAUACUAUGAUCUGACGGCUUAUAAAUAUUAUAUGGGAGACCAUAUGAGUGGGAUAAGGUUAACCCCAUUAUUCUUUUCUUCCAACUCCUUCAUUCCAGUGUUUAAGUUACAGCACCUCUGAAUUAAUCUUUUA
Messenger RNA from Sphaeramia orbicularis (orbiculate cardinalfish), 5985 nucleotides. RefSeq names its product Rho GTPase activating protein 31 (gene arhgap31). The record is from RefSeq and is a predicted model, not a curated record. Gene Ontology annotation, molecular function: GTPase activator activity. Lineage: Eukaryota; Metazoa; Chordata; Actinopteri; Kurtiformes; Apogonidae. Gene Ontology annotation, cellular component: lamellipodium. Gene Ontology annotation, biological process: small GTPase-mediated signal transduction.